Caenorhabditis angaria is the source of this 532-nucleotide messenger RNA. Lineage: Eukaryota; Metazoa; Nematoda; Chromadorea; Rhabditida; Rhabditidae. The record is from the annotation of a GenBank genome assembly.
AUGAAAAUAGAAGAUGUCACUUUCGUAUUUCACAGAUUUGAAAAAUACACCCAAGAUUUUGUGAAAGAAAUUUUGGAUUUAUGGAAUAUUCAUCGACCAAAUGUGAGUGAAAUUCUAAAAAUUUAGUUGUCAGAAAGUGUUUUAUCAAUUUUUUGCAGCUUGCUGUUCAAUUGGGAAAACAUGAGAACGAAACAAAUUUGGUUGAAUUUGAAAAGUUUGGAUGUGAUUAUGAUGCAAAACAUAUUAAUUUGGAUUCGAGACUUGAUUGUGAUAAAAUAGUCGAAAGAUUGAAUGAGAAAAACGAUGGAUUGAAAUAUGUGAAAACCGAGAAAACACAUGUUGACUUUUGUAGUUUUUCACAUUUUUUGGUAAUGAACAAAAGUCAAAAGAAAAGUCUGGCAAUAUAUGUUCCGACUUUGAAGUAAGUUAUUUUUCACUUUGUCUGUCAACAAAUUUUGAAUCAUUUUUUUUCAGUGACCAAAAAAUUAUCGAAUCUGUCAGCGAUGCAGUAAAAAUUGUAUUAAAUAAAUGA